Pelobates cultripes (western spadefoot toad) is the source of this 15728-nucleotide messenger RNA. NCBI's taxonomy places the organism in Eukaryota, Metazoa, Chordata, Amphibia, Anura, Pelobatidae. The record is from the annotation of a GenBank genome assembly.
AUUGGAAUGUUGAAAGUGUCUCCAAAACUCGGCCGAGCACGAAGUCACAAGUCAACAUUAAACGGUAUGUAAAUAAUAAAAAUAAUGGUGUUAAUAUAUAUUAAUUUUGUAUUAAUUUAUGUAUAUAUUAUUAUAUAUAUAUUAUAUAUAUAUAUAUACAAAACAAGUAGCAAAGCAAAGGAGUAGUCUAUGAGAAAAAGGAAUUCUUACUGUUUGACCCUUUUACUGCAUAAUAAUUUUUUUUUUUUAAGUGUUGUGCUUAUCUUAAAUGUGUAAUACAAACAAAACUGCAAAUUUGUGUUUGAUUGUUACUGUUUAGCUAAAACAAAAUUCGCCUUCAGAUAAAAAUGCUUAUUUAUGCAUCAUCAAGAGAAUAGUAAGGGGUAUAACCUAAUAGGGUUCUUAUUUAUUUUGCAAUGCUUACAAGUUCAGAGUAAAUAUUGCAGAAGGACAAAUAUAUCAUAUACUCAAUUAUCAUGCUCAGUGGUAUUUUUAGAGAAUGUUCUGAUUAUAAUGUUUGUAGAAUGCAGACACUUUAGGAAUGCAGAUUCCUAAAGUGUCUGUAUUCUACAAACAUUAUAACAGUCUAUGGUCACAUAAAAUUUUUAUGUUGCCUGAUUGAAAUCAUGUUUUUGUAUUUUCCAAGCUUAAUAUGCCCUUAUAUUUGCCCAAUACCAUAGCUACAUUUAAACCAAAGGUAUGUGUAUUCUUUGCUGUGUACCAGUUAUCCUCACUUGUUCCAGUGUAUAUAUAAGGAAGUAGCGAUGAUAUCAUAUAAUGCUCCUUUGUAUGAAAAUAUGAACUGAUCAGAACAGCAGUUUGUUUAUUUAUUAUUAUUGCCAUUUAUAUAGCGCCAACAUAUUUUGUAGCGCUUUACAAUAUUAUGAGAGGGGAUAUUAACUAUAAAUUUAUCAUGUGUGGACUAAAGCAGGAGCUUCAGGGAUAACAAUCUCAAUAAUUAACUAAAUGAAACAAUCAUGUAUGUACAGAGAGUUGGAAAGAAAGGGGUUAUAUGCCAUGAAAAUUGUCACGUUACAGGACUGAAUGGCUUACUUGUUUUUAAGUAAUGUGUUUUACAAAGGAACAAAAAAAGGCAUAUUUUAUGUCCAGGUUUGUGUGUGUAUGUGUUGUCUCUCACAUAUAUAUAACAAUCGAUUCAUUUUAUUUUGCAGAUAAUUUAUCAUUGAUAAAGCACGCUCUAAUAUAUUAAUCCCAGGAUAAGGAAAAUGGGUUUUCCACUUGUUUUUCUGCUAAUAAUAUCUGCACACAGGUGCAUCGGAUACUCUUGUCCAAAUGAGCUCAAUAGACUUCCAGGUAAAAUUACUGUACUUUCUAUCAUUCACUUUUAGCAUAAAACAUUAUUGCCAAACUGUUUUGCGAUCUGUAUGUUCAAGUUAUUGAGAUCUUAUCUUAUCUGAAUACCUUAUCUGAAUACCUGGGGAAUAUAUCACUCAUUGUGCUGUCUCUUAUUUUAACUAUGCUUUUCAUGCAGAUAACAGUGAUAUUGUAGUAACCUGCGGGCCAACAGAUAUUCUGCUAUCAAUAAACGCCUGCCCAGUGUGGUUUGCUGGCUUUGAGCCACUUGAGUUGGCUCUCAAUGGAAAGCAUAAUCUGUCUCAAUGUCUGGGCACCUUCGAUAACUCUACUGAAAAUCCAGUCAUGAAAUUCUCCCUUCCUGUUGAUGACACCAAUGGAAAUCCAUGUGGCAACCUAAUCGAGGCGAGUACUCUUUGUAUUUCACUAGAAUAUACUUAGUCUAUUGUACUAUCCCCACAACAGUGAAGCAUAAUACCAGUAAGUAGGAUAGUCUUAAACUGUAGUUAUUAUUCAGUCAACCUUUUCUUAAAAUCGGUAAAAUUCCAACAAUACAUGAACUCUGUUUCAUAGAAAGACUUUGACUAAUUAAACUCUUGCUGAGAAUCAAUGAAAUUUUAACAAUGCCUUAUCUUAAUAUGAAUUGUUUUCAUACGAACAAGAACACAACGUCAGAUUAGCAUGAGAAUGUUACUGUGUUAUACCGUUUACUGCUGCGGAAACAAUGCAUUUUAGAGAAGGAUGCAAAGAGAAACAAGAAUACUACAUUAUAUAUAAUCUCGGAAAAACUUAUUGUGUUUGGCCCUAGAUAUAGGGACGCUGUGAGUAAAUUUCCUAUAUCAUUAUUCAUAUGUGAGCCUAUAUCAGGUACCCUUUUCUGAUCAUCAUACAUGUUGGAUGUGUAUAAAAUAUUAAAGCUGUGGGACAUUUUGAUAAAGGACUACGAUUCAUACAAAUAUCACAGCUCCCCUGCUGCCAACUGUGAGCAAUGAAGGGUCUCAAAUCCCCUCAUAGGAAAACCAUGCAAACAUAGAAGAGAGAAUGUGAAAUUGAGAAAAGGGAAGUUAAGAGAUGAAGAGGCCAGAAGAAAAUAAUUAAAAAUAAACACAAAAGAAAAACUAGGCUUAAGUCGAUGAGAAAGAAUAAAGAUAGCUGAGAACUGGUGAGGGGAUAAUGAGUAAGAAAGGUAAAAGAAAGAAUUUAAAAAGAUAAGGGAAAAGAAUGAGAAUAGGGGGAUCCGUGUGCGGAGGCUGUUAAAAUAUUUACUAUAAUAAAGAUUAUUUAAUAUCUUCCUUCGGCAAAACUAUGAGGAAUCCAUCUAUCAUUUUUCUGUUUGAACAGUUGCAACAUACAGGGAGUGCAGAAUUAUUAGGCAAGUUGUAUUUUUGAGGAUUAAUUUUAUUAUUGAACAACAACCAUGUUCUCAAUGAACCCAAAAAACUCAUUAAUAUCAAAGCUGAAUAUUUUUGGAAGUAGUUUUUAGUUUGUUUUUAGUUAUAGCUAUGUUAGGGGGAUAUCUGUGUGUGCAGGUGACUAUUACUGUGCAUAAUUAUUAGGCAACUUAACAAAAACAAAUAUAUACCCAUUUCAAUUAUUUAUUAUUACCAGUGAAACCAAUAUAACAUCUCAACAUUCACAAAUAUACAUUUCUGACAUUCAAAAACAAAACAAAAACAAAUCAGUGACCAAUAUAGCCACCUUUCUUUGCAAGGACACUCAAAAGCCUGCCAUCCAUGGAUUCUGUCAGUGUUUUGAUCUGUUCACCAUCAACAUUGCGUGCAGCAGCAACCACAGCCUCCCAGACACUGUUCAGAGAGGUGUACUGUUUUCCCUCCUUGUAAAUCUCACAUUUGAUGAUGGACCACAGGUUCUCAAUGGGGUUCAGAUCAGGUGAACAAGGAGGCCAUGUCAUUAGAUUUUCUUCUUUUAUACCCUUUCUUGCCAGCCACGCUGUGGAGUACUUGGACGCGUGUGAUGGAGCAUUGUCCUGCAUGAAAAUCAUGUUUUUCUUGAAGGAUGCAGACUUCUUCCUGUACCACUGCUUGAAGAAUGUGUCUUCCAGGAACUGGCAGUAGGACUGGGAGUUGAGCUUGACUCCAUCCUCAACCCGAAAAGGCCCCACAAGCUCAUCUUUGAUGAUACCAGCCCAAACCAGUACUCCACCUCCACCUUGCUGGCGUCUGAGUCGGACUGGAGCUCUCUGCCCUUUACCAAUCCAGCCACGGGCCCAUCCAUCUGGCCCAUCAAGACUCACUCUCAUUUCAUCAGUCCAUAAAACCUUAGAAAAAUCAGUCUUGAGAUAUUUCUUGGCCCUGUCUUGACGUUUCAGCUUGUGUGUCUUGUUCAGUGGUGGUCGUCUUUCAGCCUUUCUUACCUUGGCCAUGUCUCUGAGUAUUGCACACCUUGUGCUUUUGGGCACUCCAGUGAUGUUGCAGCUCUGAAAUAUGGCCAAACUGGUGGCAAGUGGCAUCGUGGCAGCUGCACGCUUGACUUUUCUCAGUUCAUGGGCAGUUAUUUUGCGCCUUGGUUUUUCCACACGCUUCUUGCGACCCUGUUGACUAUUUUGAAUGAAACGCUUGAUUGUUCGAUGAUCACGCUUCAGAAGCUUUGCAAUUUUAAGAGUGCUGCAUCCCUCUGCAAGAUAUCUCACUAUUUUUGACUUUUCUGAGCCUGUCAAGUCCUUCUUUUGACCCAUUUUGCCAAAGGAAAGGAAGUUGCCUAAUAAUUAUGCACACCUGAUAUAGGGUGUUGAUGUCAUUAGACCACACCCCUUCUCAUUACAGAGAUGCACAUCACCUAAUAUGCUUAAUUGGUAGUAGGCUUUCGAGCCUAUACAGCUUGGAGUAAGACAACAUGCAUAAAGAGGAUGAUGUGGUCAAAAUACUCAUUUGCCUAAUAAUUCUGCACUCCCUGUAGACAUAAACAAAAUCAUAAUUUGUAAUGUUAUCUUGAUGUUUUACAUAUAUAUAUAUAUAUAUAUAUAUAUAUAUAUAUGUAAUGUAUAUUGUUUAGAUCUUUAUUACGGAAUCUGUUUCCUGAUACAGAUUAUACAGGGAUCUGGGAGUGGUGCCUUCAGUGACUACUCAAACAUCCAAACUGUGGGCGUCUCUGGAUUUGUGGAUUCUCCAUCACUCUCAGAAAAUGGAAUUGUCACAUAUAGUACAAACCUGUACUAUAACUUUUCCUGCUUUUACCCUCUACAAUACAUAUUAAACAAUACUCAGCUUCUGACGUAAGUAUUGUUACCUAGUCAAAGUCAUAAAUAACACUCAAUACUUUUGUUGGCUGAUCAGUAUCUCAUACGAGUUCAGAUACCGUUGUAUAGAUAUGCAUGCAUGUGAUCUACAUUAACUUGUAAGAAAAAAAUAAAUUUUGUCCCUAAUGAAUUGUGGGAGCUGAACACAAUAGAUACGAUUUGCAGCCAUGUGUUGAAUAUGGUUUAAAUAGCGAUAUUAUUCCUUAUUUUUAUACAGAUCAUUUGGAGCAGUGGCUGUCAAUUCCAACAAUGGCAGUUUCAUUAGUACUCUGAGUAUGCAGCUAUUCACAGUGAGUACUCACACAACUGAUACUUCACAAGGAAGGUGUGAUGCCUUUAUUUGGAAUACAUUCUAAUAAUAUUUAUCAUUUAGUAUUUCUGAAUCUACCUCUAAAUAUAUCAAUAACCUCUGUCUGCCAAGCGCACAGUGCAAAUUCCUUCUUAGGUCUAUUGACAAAGGGCCAGCCCAGUUGGACCCCUAAGUAUAGAUUCUGACAGAAAAUUGCAAUAUUGUUGAUUUAAUAGUAUUUGCAAAUUAAUAAAAUGUGCACUUAGCCAAACUUAAAGAGAUUUCUCACGUUUCAAUCAUAAUUUUGGAUAUCAGUGAACUGAUCCGUGAAGAAUGUUCAGUCAAUCCAACAUUCAUCAAAUAUCUUCACACCUCCCUGGAUAUAACUACAAGAAGGUUCCUUUGACAACCCAAGAGAAUUAAAUCAGUCUGAUAAUGCAGGGAAAUCUCAUUCAGUCAUAGUUGGUGGCAGUAAUAUUCUAAAUUAGCUGAAAUAUUAUUCAAAUUGCUCAGCUCAACCAAACCUCUAAUUUACUCAUGUCCAAUGAGAAUAACUCAACUUGAGCUACUCAGCUGACUGUUCAUUAAAGUGAUCGUAGGCUCAACUCAGGAAAAAUAAUCCUUGAGAUGUUUGUCAGUUAUUUAAGUGAAAUCGCAUAUUUAGUACCUCGAUAGCUGGAGUAGAAACAGAUUAUCUAGAGAAGUUUUCCAGUUUCAUUAUUUGAAUAAUGUGCUAUGUGACACAAUCAAGUCCCUAUUUGUCACACUACGCCUUGAAAUUGACUGUAUUGCUCCAUCACAAAUUGUGUAAUUUUCACUUUUAUUUUCAUUUUUACACUACCAUCCUCCAUCUAUAAAUAUAGAAGUAGAAUAAAAUAAUAUUAAAGGGACACUACAGCUUAUGGUAUUUGUACUGGUGAGUAGAAUCAUUACCUUCAGGCAUUUUGCAGUAAACACUGUCUUUUCAGACAAAAUGCAGUGUUUACAUUACAGCCUUGUGAUAACUUCACUGGCAACUUCUCAGAUGGCUACUAUAGGAGCUUUCUGGGGCAGCCUGCCAUUUAGUGUCUCCUCCCUCUGCAUGGAGACACUGAACUUUCCUCAUAGAAAUGCAUUGAUUGGCCAGGGCUGUGUUUGGCUUAUGCUGUCUCUGCCUCUGAUCUACCACAUUCACAAUCUUAGCCAAUUCUAUGGGAAAGCAUUGUUAUUGGCUCAGAGAAUCAUUUCUGAUGAUGUCAGUAAAGCAGGCAGAUCAGGGAAGAGGCAGCAGCUGCGGACUUGAAUAUAAGUAAGAUUUUACUAUUUUUAUGGAGGCAAGGCUGGGGAUAAGGGGACUAGAGGAUGGUUUUAACACUAUAGGGUGAAGAAUAUAUGUGUGUGCUCCUGUCUCUAUAGUGUUCCUUUAAUAGCAAAUGAUAAUUAUAUAUCUAUUUGUUUUAAGGAUCAAGGGUUCUCCAAGGCACUGGUGUUAGAGGGAAAGGUUUUGCCUUUAAAGCAAACCGUCUAUGUUCAAGUCGCUCUCAACAAUUCAGCAACAAGGUAAAUAUUAAAAUAAUUAUUCAGAGUAUUCUUUGGCGUUCAUCAUAACUAAGGCUCACACCAUGGUGAUGCCUCCAAGCAGUGUGAUUGCAUGUAUUUCAUUUUCCAUAAACCUGUUUAAUUUACAAAAUUUGAAAACGAUGCAACAUCUCAAUCACUUAAAGUUUUUUUAAGACCAGAUUAUAAAGAUGUCAGCAAUGUAAGUGGAAAUUUGUCAUACGUGACACAACUGGCUAUAUAAGUACGUUGAGCAUGAAUUUGGGCCUAUUUUACGAUAAACUGUUCAGCAUACUUUUCAUGGCAAACUAUUUACAGGUGUUAAGAAAAAAGUAUAGUUGAGAACCAGCGUUUAUUUGUUUGAAUUUCAAUAGAUCAAUAUAUAAUUAAUUACAGUAAGCUGCUAUACAUUCAAGUGUUUCCUUACAAUAACACCAUAACAGAAAUACAAAACGAGAAAAGAAUGUAGCGCUUUAAAAAUACAAAUAGAAUAAAUUAAUCACCUGUUUAGGUUCAGAUAAAGAUUUUUCCUUUUUACAUCGAAAUGUGUAUAUAUAUCUACAAAAAGUAAUCAAACAUAGUGUAGAUAAUUUUAAAGCGCUACAUUCUUUUCUCGUUUUGUAUUUACAGGUGUUGCUCUAAGACUAGAAGAAUUGUUUACACCUUUUUAAAUUUCUCUCAAUUAAUGUACUGAUCAUUCAAAUUAGCCAGUUUCUAAUCAUAACCUUGUUCACAAGAUUAGAUUUCAUGUUGCAUUUAUAUGCAAAACAAAAUCUAGAUUGAAAGAACUUCCAUAUUCCUCUGUUUUUGCUCUGGAGUCCAUUCAGCAGAAAAGCAAGUUUGUCUUCCGUUGCUGUACUGUCCCAAUCUUAUUAUCUUUAAAUGGGGCAUAAAGUAAAGGGCUGCGUUUUAGUGACAAAACAGGGAAGGAUAAGGUAAGAGUUCAGGGUAUACCCUAGAGCAGUGGUAGACAGCCUUUAGCACUCCAAAUGUUGUGGAGUACAUCUUCCAUAAUAUUUACAGCCAUAAAGUUAGCAAAGCACCAGUGGCGAUAUUGUCUACAUCCACAAUAUCUGGAGAGGUGAGCAUUGCCUAUCCCUGCUCUAGGACAUACUUGUAGACUGUAAUAACAGCCUGUAGUGUUCAAUAGUGUGCAUAUAUGUGAUUUAGCAACAAAAAAAACUGUGAAUGUAGAAAUCAACAUGGCAUACAGACAUUCAUAUUACAUUAUAUUGCCAUAUUUUGACAUCUGUAUUUCUAAAUGUGCACAUUUUUGUUACAAAAACCCCAAACCCACAUGCCUUUUUCUUCUUUGAUAUCUUUGGCACACCUCUACCUCUUGAACAUGUCAAAAAUGUAAUUCCUCUGCUAAUAUUUUAGAAACUGCAUGAACUGACAUAGGAUUAUUUUUAGGUAUCACUGUGCAGAAAUAUAUGAAUGCAUUUUCAGCUUUGAGUUAAGUUUUUGUGAUAAUUAUUUAAAAAAAAAAAUAAUGAUAAGAAACAUUUUCAAUGUGUGUGGGAGUUAUAUGAUUUGAUAAAAACAGAUAAUUAGUAUAGGUAUACUAAUUAUCUUUAUAUGGAAAACAAAUAUAAACAAUAUUACAAAACUGACAUUAUAUUUUCCUUUUUAGUUUCAAUAUUAUUCUGGACCAGUGCUUUGCUACUCCAUCUCCUAUUGUCACACAGACAGCUCUUCCAAAUGAGAAGUACAGCUUCUUUACAGGGUAAACAUCAAAUGCUAAUUAUUACUCUACCAACAAUUAAAAAUAUUCUAUAAAUCUGACGAUAAAUUCAAACCCUUCUCUUAUUACCAGUUCCAAAGUGCAAGCUAUAUCUGCCGCAGCCAUCACAGUAUAACAUGUAGGCAAUUUGUCACAUUUUUUUCAGCUAAUAUAAAAUUAUAAGCAUUGUAUAGGCCAGGCAUAGGCAACCUUUGGCACUCCAGUUGUUUUGGACUACACCUCCCAUGAUGCUUUGUCAACAUGUGUGUAAGAGCAUUAUGGGGAUGUAGUCCACAACAUCUGGAGUAUAGGCCAUAUGUCAAUUUUUCUUUCAGAUCUAGAUUAAACUUUAUUAUCACUGUGCAGUGUACAUACAAAGACAAUGAAACACAGUUGGCCUUUGAUCAAAAAUAGAGUAGCAAUUAAUAAAACAUAUUAUAAAAUAAAUAAUGUACUCUCAGUGUAAAAUGUACCUAAUGCAGUCCUUACCUAAUGCCAUAAUACACCUAAUAACUAAGAAACAUAAUCCCUCAAUUAUUAAUAUAAAAACUUUAACAGCCUAAUAAUACAUAUAGACAUUACACAAUAUUGCUACCAAUAAAUACCCAUUCAACUAUAGAGCUAUAGGCCCCAAUCCAAACUAGAAACCUCUAUCCAAUAUAAAACAGUCAUACCUUCUCAUAAACAAUUUUUCUUUAUGAAAAAUAGUUGUAUAUGUAUGGAAAUAGUGGAUAUAGAAGGUUACACAGUGUGACGGGGUUCUCUUGUGCAAGAAAUAAAAUAAAAAAUCUGAUUUUAAAUAGAGAAUACAUGAACUUAGAAGGUUCAAAAUGGUUUAAAAAUCUAUGUUACUAUAUUUAUCUGUUCCAACCUUUCUUUUGUAUUUUUAUGGGUAAUUGCAUGAGUCAGGAAUUUCCAAUCAGAACCUGGGUUUAAUUUUGUGAGCAAACUAAAACAACCCUAUUUUUAUUGUAGAUGUGAUGUGAACAACAAGACUAAGGUUAUUUCAAAUGGAGAAAGUAUAACUGCAAGGUUUAGCUUUGAAACAUUCCGCUUCCUGCAGUAUAGUCUUCAAAAAACAUCAUCAAUGUACCUACAUUGUAUCACCAGACUGUGCCAGCCUAACGACUGCCUUGCAUUUCUUCAAGUGAGUAAUUACUGCCAAUCAUAUACUGGAAAAGUACAACCUUGCACUAUGGGGCUGGGGGAGGAAGAGGUAUAAAAGGGGUAAAAAAAAAACUACAGUAAUCUCACAACACACCCAUGGGGUAAAAAUCAGCCGACAACAAUGUUGGACUGCAAAUUCAUAUAUCCAUCCCUGUGAAAACACAGGGUAGAUACCACAGUUACAGUAGAAUAAGUCAGUAUGAUACACUAGGCUCCGAGCACCGGAACGGGUAACCAAACCUUGCCUAAACCUCCGGAAGCCUUGAAUCCACACCGCUUGACUUCUCUAUCCAAAAAUAGAAACACACCCAUACAAACAGAGUAUUCCACAGGGGUUAAACAUCAGUCGGAUCAUAGUCUCUCCUUCUCCACCCAAUUACCGCAAAGAUAUCGCCCUCGUGAUGUCUUGGGGGAGAAGGGGGAGACGCGUGGCAUAAGGGUGAGACAUAUAUGACCUCCGAUUGUAAAGGGGGAAGGAACUAGUGCCUUGGGUGAUUAUUGGGUCAGGCAAGUGUUUGUUGAUCACACUGAAUUUUAACUAGGGAACUACAGGAUAUUCUUAUACUCCAUAAUUGAACCCUUGACUACUGCUACAUUACUAACCACCAAGAGGCUGACACCAACCUCAAUCCAGUGGCCAUAGGGGCAGAGGCAAUUGCCCCCCAGGCCACCCCAAAACCGGCCGCUGCAGGUCCGGUCCUAAUGCUGCAGCUGCCUGAGCGCUCUGUUAAGCGCUCUUCCACUACACACAAACACACUGCAUCACCUACACAAACUGGUAUCCCUAUGCACUACAUACCAUAGGCACACAUAUUAGAUCCUCUACAAUAACACAUAACACAUCCCCUACACACUCCACUCCCUGUGAGCGAACUCAUGGGUGGGUGGAACGUAUAAGUGGACUUAUAAGUGGGCCUUGUGGGCAUACUCACCGUCAGGCCCUGGGGCCCAGACCUUGAGCUGUGUAAAUGGAGCUGCUUCCAAUUAUCCCAGAACAUUGAAUUUUGUGACCACAGUUGCAAACAGCCUCCAGAGAUCCUGUUCUACACCAGACCAGUGGAGCCAAACUGCAGCCCAUCAUCAUCCUCAUCUGGUUGUAAGUAGGCAGUCUAGUAUAUUAUUAGUGACACUAAUCUAUAAUUUACCUCACAUUAAAGGGACACUAUAGUCCCCAGAACGACUGCAGCUUAAUGAAGUGGUUCUGGUGUCUAUAGCCGGUCCCUGCAAGCUUUUUAAUGUAAACACACACUGUGUGCAGCACUGGCGUUAGUUCAUAUGGCAGAUCAUAUGGGUGGGGCAUUGUGAUGUCACAUGGGGGGCGGCAAAUUCAGCUGUUCCCCAUGCAGCCACAGGUGCCGCUGUGCUGGGAGAAUGUGAUUACUCUUCACUUCCUCCCAGCCUGCAGAGCAACUCAUGGGAGAGAGAGAGGAGGAGGCAUGAUUUAAUCUUACAACAAAUCCAGUAAGCAAAUCUUUAUAAAUUUUGGGGGCAUCAGCUCUGUUUCCACAGUUUAUUGGUGUUUACUCUGAUGUCUGUAUUAAUAUUGAGGGAUUUCUAAGUAGUAACAUCAGUGUGUGUCAGCAGGGCCAGCCGUUGGGGUGUGCACGCUGUGCGGUCACGCAGGGUGCCAUCACAACAGAGGCGCCCGGCGGACAACACAGCUCACAAGUUUGGGACAGCAGCAUAUUCAAUUUAAACAAUUCGCUGGUGGUCCACUGGUGCGCACCAGCAGUAGGUGCAGUCAGAUUAUAGCCUCUCCCUCGUGGUUCCGGCGCUCAGUUAGUGAGUCAGAGAACAGGCUCAGAGAUUCUCAGCCUGCGCUCUGACAACAUUGAAAGUCAGAGCCGUGAAGGAGCGGGUAUGGCAAAGAGCUACUGAUUAGCAUAACAUCAAUAUCCGUUAUAAAACCAGGAAAAGGUGGGCAUGGAUGGUGAACUGAUUUGGUGGUGCAAUGGGCCGCUUGACUGGUUUUGCCCCCCAGGCCUAAGGCUGCCAGCCCUCACCUGUUUAGGGGUGUACAUAAGCUGGCUGCAAAAGCCCUCGGGCAACAACUGACCUCCCUUCCCUUUUUGCUGUCCUUUUCUCUCCCUUCAUCUCCCUCUCGGGGGGCCAGGGACAGCUUAUAAUAAGGUCCUAAGUAUCUGAACCAAAUUUUACAUAUUAUUGUUCAUGGUUCUACUUCAUUUGUUGCAUGAACCUUUGUCGUCAGACUACACGUUGGUCAGGAUGGUAACAGAGAGCGCAUACAACAUCAAUAGCUGUGUUUAAUUAAAGUGGAAUGUUCAAAAUCAUAACUACAACAUGUGAUGUAUGGCUACUGUAUAAAUUCUGUAAGGUCACAACUGUAAAAUUUAUAACGGCAAAACAAAAAUAAAGAAAUAAAAAAAACAUUUUAAAGUACAACCUUGCACUUUUGUUUCAGAAACCUCUACAUGUGGUAAACAAUUAAGUACUGAAAAACUAUAAUUGUAUAUUCUCUUAUUUCUAGAUUAUAUGGGAAAGUGAUUGCUAUUCAUACAUACAUAACAUUUUUUUUCAACACAGGGAUGCACUUAUUCUAGAAGGAAAAGAUCAAUUACUUUUGAUGGGAGUACAGAGAAAUCUGUGACUGUUUCUUCGGGACCCAUCUAUACGUCCGGUAAGGAUAAAAUAUUGUCUGUUGUUCUAAAGCGAGAUUGCGCUAAUUUAACUUUUUUCUUCUGAACUUUAUACUUCAUGCUGGUCAUGGAAAAAUCCAGAAAUACACAACAAAUGUUAACAGUUAAUGUAAUACAAUAUAUUAUUGUAUGAAACUCCACAUGGCAUUGCCAAAGUAUAAUAUCUUCUCCUGUAGGUAGUCUCCCAAUCAGGGAAAUUACAGAUGAAUUCUAUAUCAUUAAAGUAACACUAUAGGCACUCAGACCACUUCAUCUUAUUGAAGUGGUCUGGGUGCAGAGUCCCGGUUCCCAUAACCCUGCAAUGUAAAACAUGUUUUAGAGAAACUGUAAUGUUUAUAUUGAAGUGUUGAGACUGCCUCUAGUGGCUGUCUAGCAGCCCAUCAAAAGGCACACGCCACACAUGUGCAUUAGGUUAUCCCAUCGACCGAUUCCAGCGGAGGGGGAGAGCGUCUCGGCACCGAGGGACAUCGGCUCUGGAAUCAGGUAGGUGAAAGAAUGAAAGGAAGGGUUCUUAACACCUUCCAUGGAUGGGGAUGAUGAGCAGAAACCUAAAUAAUGUUCUUAGCGCUGAACAUUUUUUAUAAAUAUGUAUAAAAGACAGAUGAGUCAAUAUCUACAGAGUCCGACCAUAGUGAAUUAAUUAUUGAAUAUUUUAAAAUGAAUGAGGUUUUCAGUUAAACUGACAUCAGAAAAACGGUCUCCUUUAUACAGGGUGAUUGACUGAAGUGAGAAUUCAAACUGAAUUGCAAAUUCGAGGACAAUAUAGUCGAACUGCAAAAUUCUCCAAGUUAUCUAUGCUUAAAGUUCGGCUACUUUGGCAACAAAAACAGAAAACCUGAGACCUCUGAGGAUGGGCAACAGCUUAGAGACACUCAGUAGCUUGCCCUUCAGUAAAUCCUCGCUCAGGUCUCAAAAAUGUAUUUGCUCUCUUGUGCCAUUAUAGAGAGAACCUUUACUAUUUGCAUAUCAGACUGGUCCCACCUAUAAGGACAGUCCAGAACUGAAAUGCCGGCAAGUUCUUCUUUCUGCCUCACUAGCAAAUUGUAGCUGAUCCCCUUCUAGACUUGGCCUCUCAGCUACUCUGGCCUCAAUUUGUAAUUCACUGUGACUUUUAUUGAAUUCUUACUUUAGUGAAUAAACUUGAUGGACUUUGAAACAUUUUACAAACCAUUUUGGAAAGAGUCGUCUUUAUUAGGGGGGCUGGGGGUUGUUAUUUUUCAUGCACCAUGUGCUAUGACUUCUGGGUUUCAGAAGUAGGAUUUUCAGUAACUACAAACUAGGGAAAAUAGUUGAAAAAAAUAUUAUUAAAAUAAAAUGUAAACGUAGUUAUUAAUUCAAUUUUAAAUAAUAACCGAAUGACUCAAUUUAAAUGGUUACCAGGUACGGUGACUACUUUAGUGAUUUGAAGUGGCCAUGGUGCCUGAAGUACGUAUGUGUAGCGUUUAUGAAAUGAUGGACAUACAAAAACAACAUCUGCUAAAAUAAAAAAAAAAAAUAAAACUAAAGAUACUGCUCAGUUGACUCAAAUAGAGACUAUUUAACACUAUAGCUUAGAAAUAAAGUUUAGAUUGGGUACAUUUACCAAAGAUCUAAAAGCAGAUCAGUGGACAGAGACACUUUAAAGAGACCACAGUGAACUGCAUAUUCAGAGUCAAACCCCUCUGCUGCAUAACUCCACCACCAGCAGAGUCAUUGGGGCGUCAUUACUCAGCCUGGAACAAACGUUCCCUGGUGGCAUCAGUGACAUUGGUGGAGGAAGAACUCUAUAGCAUUUGUGAAUAUAAGCCUGCACUUCUAACACUAUUGUGUCACUGUCCCUAGUACUAUAUUGGAAACCUCCCUCCCCCCAACCCAUUCGUGUGCCAUUAAAAUCAAUUUAAAAAAAGAUUUACUCAACUUUUUCCAGCACUAAGGCUCCCUCAGCAUUUCUAACCAUUCAGCCUCCUGCAAGAUCAUCAAGGAGGCGUGCCCUCCACCACAAUGGCCCAAUCCAAUGAUCCUCAUAGAGGCGAGUGCUGCACACGCACAUCCAAGCUUCCCCAUAGGAAAGCAUGUAUUCAGUGCUUUCCUAUGGGCUUCCGUGUCACGUGACCAAUUUUUUACUCGGUCACUGCCGAGAAAGUGCCUAUAGUGAGAUGAAGUCGUCUGGGUGACUCUGGUGUCCCUUUACGUUUUAUGACAUGAUUUGUAGUUGCACUACUAGCAAUCAACUGGUUUGACUAUUUAUCCAGUUUAUGAGCUAGUGAGCAAGCUAAAUUAAUAGAUAUUUUGUUGCAACAAAUAUAGUGUACACAAUCUACCAUAAUCACUGCAUUGCUAAAAAUAGUUUAGGAUAUAAGCAAUCUAUGCAAUGUUAUAGUUAAAAAUAUUUCAAUUCUAAAAACCUCCCUGGAAAAUCUAUUUUCUAUUUUCCAUUUAUUUAUAACAAUAUAUCACAUUUUCCAUUCCACAGAUACAGCAAGUGAUUCUUCCAGCUCAAUAGAAAAUGGUAAGCGUUGCCCGGAAAAGUAUAUGUAUCUAAUUCUAAAAUGAGUAGCACUUUAUAUUGUUGUUGAAUUGUUCUAAUGAUCAGCAUUUCUUCUCUAUUGUUGGAAUUUCUUUCAAGCGUACUGUAUAUUACAUAAGCGUCUUGAUUCAAUGAGAUAUCUGACUGCCAUUCUGGGGUCAAGAAGGAUUUUUUUCUAGUUUGUUGCAAAAUUGGAAGUGCUUCAGACUAGGUUUUUUGCCUCCUUUUGGAUCAACAGCAAAAAUAAAUGUGAGAAAGGCUGAACUUGAUGGAUGCAUGCAGCUAUGUAAUACGGUGACAGCUGUAAAAACUGUAUCCCAGGAGUGUAAUUCUCACUAAAUUCAGUCAACACUAGAAGACAUAUGUCCCAGUGUCACUCUAACAGAAAACAUAAUUCCUUAACCCCAACAUUACCCUACUACACUACCCUAGUCGUAAUCCUAAUCCUAAUCCAAACUCUGAGUCUAUUACACUAACCCAAGCUGAAACACAUCAUGUGAUGGAUAUGUCAGGAUUACUAUUUGAUCCAGCAUGUAAAAUUGUGUCACACAGAGGACUAAGAGGUAACGUAUUACCGGGCCUUAGAAUGGCCGGACUAACGUUCCAAAGAAUAGUCAAGAUACUUGCCAAGGUCAGGGGACACAGAACGGGACACAACGAUAAAGGAAAGCCAGAAGUCAGGGAUACCAGAAUACAGGAAAGUCAAAACAAAGCCAAAGUCAAAAAACAGAAUAUAACGUUUCAGGAAAACACUCUCGGACAACCACUAGGGACACCAUGACAGGGCAAUGAGGAAAGGUAAUCCGCAGCUGGGUGCAGAGACCGCAAGGUGAGGGAGAAUAUGUUACAGUAUAUAUAUAUGAUGCAUAAGGUGACGCUUUUAUAUGGGGAAAAUUAUGCCAUUUGAGAUUAAUGGAGAGGUUUAACAACACGACCAUUUACGCUUUCUAUUUUUAUGCUUUUUUCCAGAAUCACAAAAGCUGUCCGGGACCCUCACUGGACUUAUCGUUGGUCUUGUCCUUGCUGCUGUCAUGGGAACUGCUAUUAUCAUUGGCAGUCUAAAGUUGUAUAACACCUAUCGCAACAAGUCAGCAGCCUAAUGCUGUAUAAAACGCAUCAUGCUAAUUUAGAUGCAUACAAAGCAUAGCAGCACUUUAAAAGGGCAGUAAAAUCAGCAGAUAUUAGAUACACGGGGGAAAGAUGUAUCAAUGUGUUCUUUUCUAAAAUGUGAUGCAAAAAUGUAAAAGGGGGUGGGGUUACCAACAGAAUUUGUUUGGUGG